This is a messenger RNA of Caenorhabditis remanei, 273 nucleotides long. RefSeq lists its product as uncharacterized. The transcript has 3 exons. The record is from RefSeq and is a predicted model, not a curated record. NCBI's taxonomy places the organism in Eukaryota, Metazoa, Nematoda, Chromadorea, Rhabditida, Rhabditidae. Bases 1 to 273 code for a protein of 90 amino acids.
AUGCGCGCACUGCUGGCACCGCAUUGCGUUUUGGAUGCAACAUUCGAGAGGAAAAAGAUUGUGGGAAACAAUUUCUAUGCACAAGAAGAAGGAACUGAACGAUUGUUUAAAAUACAAUCGUUCCGGAUUCUUGAUCCCGGUCGCACUGUAUUGGUGGAAUGGGCGUUAAGAAAAAAAUCCAAAGCAAUGAUGGACGCUGAACAAAAGGAGGAGGAGGAGGCGGAGGCAAAGGAAAACAGACGAAAAAAGAAGGCCCCAGUCAAUAAAGAAUAA